GUAACAGACCAUCUGAUGCCAAAAUGGCUUAGAGAGGUGGCUUUGUGAGGGCAUGGAGGAAACCCCCCCCCUUUUUCUUGCUCUGAAAAUAACUCAGUAGCUACAAGGUCUGAGAGACCGAGUCUCAUUGUUCUUAGCCAAACGAUUAUUUGUCAAAAUAUUUGACUGUUUCCCUAUUGCUGCUGCGAAGUUUGGACUUCUCUUUAUGCUCCAUCUCCACACUAAGAUUUUUAAGUCUAAGCACUAUUGUGUUUACAGUAUUCAAGGCUUCAGAGUGCAAAGGUUAUCCAUUAACAUGUAGACUGAGGCUACACUUCGGUUUAGCCUCAAUCUCCAUCCACUUUACUUGCUCAGAGUUUUCUUUGUUUGUGUCAAAGCUUGCCCCCCCCCAUCGUUUUUUGGGACAAAGUUAAAUGAAGUCUACUGCUUAUGAAUGUUUGAGCUGUUGCGUGUAGAGUGUGAAUAUUUAUAUGGCUUUAACCAAUACUUUAAAGAAAGAUAAUAAUUUGUCGUGAGAGAAGGAACCGUAGUACUAAAAAUGAUCGAUAUCUUAUGGACUUGAAUGAGAAUCAGGGCUGGCUUAAGGAUCUACUUCCAGCGCUGCUAAUUAAUUGUGAAGUUUGGAAGUCCCUUGUCUUCACAUUGCCGGGAUCAACGUCUUGCUCAACUGAGCCACUCACCCAAUGGAGACAGACAGAACUAGUGUCCUUGUGCUGACUCACAUCUGAAUCACAGCACAGGGCAGCCAUCAGACUUGGUUUGUGCAAAGACCCAUCUCCAUCACCAAGUUUGUCCUAAACUCCGGAAUACACGUGCCCCUCUGAACUUUAGUUACAAGCCCAGGGCUCCUGGAGGUUUGAGUGACGUCUCACAAGUGGCCUUAUUCUAACUCCAGAGUUUCCCCAGCAGUCGGCUGGACUGUCCCUUCUAUCUGACCCUGAAGUGGCAGGCAGCAUGCCAACUCAGUCACUCCUCGUGUACAUGGACGGGCCGGAAGUCAUUGGCAGCUCUCUAGGCACCCAGGUGGAGGUGGAUGAUGCUGUGUCCAUCAAAGGGCCAGCUGCAGUCCCCUUCCGAGCUGCGCAGGAGAGGAGCAUUACCCCAGCUGAAGGGCACAUGCCCCUGGACUGCAUGUUCUGCAGCCAAGUUUUUUCCCAUGCAGAAGACCUCAGUCAGCAUGUACUCAUGCAGCACCGGCCCAUCGUCUGCGAGCCAGCCGUCCUGCGUGUGGAGGCUGAGUACCUAAGUCCUCUUGACAAAGGUCAGGUGCCGACAGAACCACCGAAGGAGAAGAACUGCAAAGAGAAGGAAGAGUUGAGCUGCGAUGUGUGUGGGCAGACAUUCCCAGGGGCUUUUGACGUUGAGAGCCACAUGAAGAAACACAAGGACUCCUUCACAUACGGGUGCAACAUGUGCGGGAGAAGGUUCAAGGAGCCGUGGUUCCUGAAGAACCACAUGCGGACACACAAUGGCAAGUCUGGUACCAGGAGCAAGUCGCAGCAGGGCCUGGAGAGUCCUGUCACCAUCAAUGAAGUGGUUCAGGUACAUGUAGCUGGGAGCAUCUCCACCCCCUACAAGAUCUGCAUGGUUUGUGGCUUCAUCUUCCCGAAUAAGCAGAGCCUCAUUGAGCACAGUAAGGUUCAUGCCAAAGAAUCUGCCUCCAGUGCCAGUAGCACAGCCCCUGAUGCCCAGCCAGAGGGGGAACCCACAUCUCCGAGGGACGAGCUGCUGCAGUGUUUGAACUUGAGACCCAGAUCCCACCCGGAGACUGCAGUGAAGCCCGUCACCUGUAUACCUCAGCUUGACCCGUUCACCACCUACCAGGCGUGGCAGCUGGCCACCAAAGGAAAAGUGGCCGUUGCCCAAGAAGAGGUGAAAGAGUCAGGCCAAGAAGGAAGCACGGACAAUGAGGAUUCGUGUUCAGAGAAAGAGGAACUUGGAGAAAUUUGGAUUGGGGCUAAGUCGGAAGGUUCUGGAAAGUCCAAAACAAAUAGAAGCAGUUGUCCAGGUCUCUCACAAGACAAAGAGAAACCUAGACAUGCCAACAGUGAAGUGCCUUCUGGGGAUGGCGAUCCCAAGUUGCCCAGCAGCAAGGAGAAGCCCACACACUGCUCGGAAUGCAGUAAAGCCUUCAGAACCUACCACCAGCUUGUCCUGCACUCGAGGGUGCACAGGAAGGACAGGAGGGCCGAUGCCCCAUCCCCCACCAUGCCUGUGGAUGGAAGGCAGCCUGGGACUUGCUCCCCAGACCUUGCUGCCACUGUGGAAGAUGGUGGGGCUGUGGACCGAGAAGGCGGCUCUGAAGACGGGUCUGAAGAUGGACUCCCUGAAGGGCUCCAUCUGGAUAAAAAUGAUGAUGGAGGAAAAGCAAAGCCCCUCACGUCCUCGAGAGAGUGUAGUUACUGUGGCAAGUUUUUCCGUUCAAACUAUUACCUCAAUAUUCAUCUCAGAACGCAUACAGGUGAAAAACCGUACAAAUGUGAAUUCUGUGAGUAUGCCGCAGCCCAGAAGACGUCUCUGAGGUACCACUUGGAGAGACAUCACAAGGACAAACAGCUGGCGGACGCUGCGGCCGAGGCUAAAAGCGAAGGUCGGAGCCAGGAGCCGCAGGAAGCACUACUAACUGCCGACAGUGCACAGACCAAAAAUUUAAAGCGAUUUCUCGAUGGUGCCAAAGAUGCUAAGGGCAGCCCACCUGCCAAGCAGCUUAAGGAGACACCGCCGCCGCCUUCUGUCUUCCCGAGUGUUCUGGGCAGCGCCCGCCUCUCACCAGCACACAACAAGGAUACUCAGGAUUUCCAUAAAAAUGCAGCCGAUAGUGGCGAGAAAGUGCGAAAGAGUCCGGCCCCUGCUUACCUGGACAUGCCGAAAAAGAGAGCAGCGGGCGAGCCUCAGGCCAGCAGCAUCCCUGCCUGCAAACUAGAGGGGAGUGGGCCGCUGGCCCGGGAAGGUGGCCAUAGGGAGAAGAUGGAGUGGGAGGCCGACGGCAAAUACAAGCCGGGUGCUGACUGCCAAGACAGGCCUUUGAAUCUGUCCCUUGGGGCGCUCCACACCUCUCCUGCUCUCUCUCUGAGCAAGUGUCUCAUCCCUACCAUCGCCUGCCCCUUUUGUACCUUUAAGACUUUUUACCCGGAAGUUCUGCUGAUGCACCAGAGACUGGAGCACAGGUACAAUCCCGACACUCACAAGAGCUGCAGCAGCAAGUCUGUGCUGAGGAGCAGGCGGACAGGAUGUCCUCCUGCCUUGCUAGGCAAAGAUGUGCCUCCCUUGUCCGGCCUGCACAAGCCCAAGACUAAGCUUGCCUUCUCAUCACAGGCCAAGUCCUUGUUCCUGGAGAAGGCCCGGCAGGGCACCUCCGGGCCAAGCAAAGCUCCCCAGACAUCAGGGCCAGACAACAGCACUUUAGCCCCGAGUAACCUGAAGUCACACAGAUCACAGCCCAGUGCCGGGGGUCCCGGGGCCACCAGACAGCAGCAGGCAGAGCUGUUGCCCAAAGGUGGUGUCUCUGCUGCUACGGAUAAAGUGAAAAGACCCGAGCUGAAGCAUAAGACCCUGCCAGCUGCCCAGUCUCAGUCCCCCCUCGGCAGUAGUAACGGCAAUGGUUCCCUCGAGUAUCCCAUGAAGGUUGACGGCCCGUGGGGGCCGCCAGGGAGAGACUACUACUGCCAUCGGAAUGCUGGCAGCGCCGCAGCUGAGUUCUGUGAGCCGCUUCCCAAAAGACUCAAGUCCAGCGUGGUGGCCCUGGACCCAGAACAUCCUGGACCCAACGGCAGAAGGGGCUUCGAGCUACCCAAGUACCAUGUGGUCAGGAGCAUCACCUCGCUGUUACCAGAGUGUGUGUGCCCAUCGCCUGUGAUGGCCCCGAAAGCCCGUUUCCUGAGCCCUGGGGAGGUGGAGUCCCCCAGUGUGUUGACUGUGCAGAAGCCCUACAACGCCUCCGGACCUCUGUACACCUGUGGACCUGUGGGACACACAGGAGCCAGCCCAGCCCUUGAAGGAAAGAGGCCUGUGUCCUAUCAGCACCUGUCCAGCAGCAUGCUGCAGAAGAGAGGCCAUGAGAACUGUGCUGGAAAUACACAUUAUCGACCAAAUGACAAAAAAACUUGAUUUCUGAUGGUUUCGGGGGGAAAAGGUCUCGCUGAAUGCAAGUUCACACUUUCCACGGAAUCACACUUUGGUUCAUCUUCUGAGAGCACGUGAUGAGAGCUACUGAACAAGCUGUGACUGUAUUGUACAUAGACUCGCAGAGCAGAGAAGAACACUACAUUCUCCUAAGUUCUAUUAACUUUUGUACCAAAUAGCAAUAAAAACUAGUGGGAGCAGUUGGGCUGUACACGAA
This is a messenger RNA of Peromyscus maniculatus bairdii (prairie deer mouse), 4339 nucleotides long. RefSeq names its product zinc finger protein 217 (gene Znf217). The record is from RefSeq and is a predicted model, not a curated record. Lineage: Eukaryota; Metazoa; Chordata; Mammalia; Rodentia; Cricetidae. Gene Ontology annotation, biological process: regulation of DNA-templated transcription. Gene Ontology annotation, cellular component: nucleus. Gene Ontology annotation, molecular function: DNA-binding transcription factor activity, RNA polymerase II-specific; RNA polymerase II cis-regulatory region sequence-specific DNA binding.